AUGUCCAUCCAUUUUGGAUGCACCAACGAAACCAGCUUCACCGCAGUCUACAUCUUCCGCACAGAUCCGCUUUCCGCUCAAGUAUUGCUAGCUACCGCCUUAGUCCAGGUACGCCCGCAUCAUGGUAAUCCAAUCACCGCCAGAGUGUUGAUUGAUCAAGGUUCAGAGCUCUCAUUUAUGAGACAGUCGCUCUUCAAGAAGCUUGGACAACCGCUACAGCGUGACAUGGUCAUGCUCAAGGGCAUUGGCAAUGUCUCCGCAGGAAGCUCACUAGGUGUGAGCACAAUUGAGCUUCGUUCGCUGUGUACGACCGCAUCAAUGCAUGUCAGCAUGCAUAUUCUACUAACACUGACGGUAGAUCUUCCAUCGUUCGUGAUCGCUGAUCCGAAAUGGCCGCAUCUUGAGAAUCUCAAGCUCGCUGACCCGCAGUAUCUACAGCCACGCCCUGUAGAUAUUAUUCUAGGUGCAUCACCAGCCGCACAGAUCAUGAACGCAGAGAUUCAACGUGGACCUCGCAAUGCUCCUAUUGCACAAUCCACCACGCUUGGUUGGAUUGUCUAUGGAGCUGUCACCGCUAAACACGCUUCAACAUCACACGCAGCACUACAUGCGUCAGUAGAUACUGAAUUACAAGACGCUAUCGCUAAGUUUUGGGAACAGGAAGAAGUUCCAUCAGGAAAUUCACCGCUCAACACCGCUGAAGAAGACGAAUGUGAAAUUCACUUUCGUCAAACGCAUUAUCGACAGCCUGAUGGACGCUACGUAGUGAGAUUACCGCUUAAGGCCCUUGAGAGUCAACUUGGCGACUCUAUCAACGCAGCUAUGGGGUCACUCCGCAGAUUAAUAACUCGCUUGUCGCGAGAAUAUUCUGACAUGUAUCGUGCAUUCAUGGCAGAAUACAUUCAACUAGGACACAUGGUACGAGUACCAGUCAACGAAUUGCCCGCAAACGCUUACUUCUUGCCUCACCAUGGGGUAUUGAAGCUUGAUAGUACCACUACGAAGCUCCGCACAGUGUUCAAUGGUUCCUGUGCAACAUCUACAGGAAUUUCAUUGAACGACAUUCUCCAUGCAGGACCCAAAACGCAAAUUGACAUUUUUGAUGUGAUGUUGAGAAUCCGUUGCAGCAGGAUCCUAUUCGCUACUGACAUCACCAAGAUGUUCAGACAGAUUGAGGUCGACUCGCUUGAUUGGCCGCUUCAGUGCAUUCUCUGGAUAGAUGAGAAUGACUUAAUAGACGCUUACUGUCUCAAGACAGUCACAUACGGAACCGCUAGUGCACCUUUUGACGCAGUACGUGUGCUUAUCCAACUAGUAAAGGAUGAAGGACACCGCUUUCCGCUAGCUGUUGCUCCAAUGUUGAAAACACGCUACGUAGAUGACAUCUACAGUGGAGCAGACAACGAAGAAGACGCUAUCAAGGCUGCAGUACAAACAAAAGCUCUGUGUGUAGCAGGCUGCUUCCCGCUUGCCAAAUGGGCUAGCAAUAGCCCACGGUUACUCGCUGAAGUCGCUCCAGAAAAGCAGCUGGAUACACCGCUUAAAGAAAUCAGUGAUGCACCAGUAAAAGUCCUGGGCAUGUACUGGAAUUCACGCACUGACGCUCUCCAGUUCAAGUACACGCUACCGCCAGAGACGCCCAAGACAAAAAGAGCUAUUUUGUCUGAAAUCGCUAAGCUGUAUGACCCGCUAGGACUUCUCGCACCAAUAGUCGUCAAAGCCAAGAUCUUUAUGCAAGAUCUGUGGCUAGAUAGAGUGUCAUGGGAUGAACAAUUGUCACCAUCACUCAUUCACAAAUGGACUGGAUACCGCGAGGAUCUUCGAAACAUCGAAUCCAUCCGCAUUCCACGCUGGAAUAAUAUAGCACCUGGAGCAACUAUGGAAUUGCACGGGUUCUCAGACGCUUCGCAAAACGCUAUGGCUGCCGCUGUUUAUUUGAGAGUCACUGACGCUGAUGGGAACACAAAGGUCUCACUUCUGUGUUCAAAAACGCAAGUAGCACCGCUGACGACCAUGACAGCAUCCCACGCUUGGAAUUAUCUGCCGCAUGGUUGCUAA
Molecule: messenger RNA, 2058 nt
Organism: Cotesia glomerata
Lineage: Eukaryota; Metazoa; Arthropoda; Insecta; Hymenoptera; Braconidae
Exons: 1
Coding region: 1-2058 (685 amino acids)
Source: RefSeq, a predicted model, not a curated record